CGCUCACUGCGCUCUCAUCCUGGCCGUAGCUUGUGUCUCUGCCUACUCCGUGCGUAAGAGCGCACAGAUGGGAAUGUUAACGGAUGCUCUUCUGAAAACGCGCAAUCGGAGCAGCUGAGAGCGGCAGUGGACGGACGUACAGCAGAGCAACUUCCCCAAACUCCACUUCAGCCCGCGGAGAUUUCAUUUCUGCUCUCCAUCCGUGCUCCUGUUUUCUCUCCUGUUUGGAUCAGGAUCUGCUGGUAAAAUGUCGGAAGGCGGCGCGGCGCUGCCGGACUUCUCCGCCCGCCAGCAUCGUGCGCCUUCCCGCGUCGCUCCAGGUUUGCUCGUUUCUGCGUGAAGUUGAAGGCGGGAAGCCAGCGCGAUGGGGGGCAGAUUCUUCCUGCUCGCCUUCCUGUUGCUCAAACUCACGGCUCUGGUGUGCAAGGCGGACGGGGAGCCGGGGCUGCUCGGCGGCUUCGUCAUGAUCGCCACGUCCAACGGGUCCCGGGAGGAGGACGGCGCGCCGGAGGAGGCGCCGCACACCGAGGAGCAGUGCCGGGGUUACUACGACGUGAUGGGCCAGUGGGACCCGCCGUUCGUCUGUAAGACCGGAGACUACCUGUACUGCUGCGGCACCUGUGGCUUCCGCUUCUGCUGCUCCCUGAAACACUCGCGGCUGGACCAGAGCACCUGCAAGAACUACGACACGCCGGUGUGGAUGAAGACCGGCCAGACGCCCUACAAGAAGAUGAACAAGAUGCACGACAGCACCAAAGACAAGACCAACCUGAUCGUCUACAUCAUCUGCGGCGUGGUGGCCAUCAUGGCUCUGGUCGGCAUCUUCACCAAGCUGGGGCUGGAGAAGGCGCACCGGCCGCAGAGGGAGAACAUGUCCAGGGCCGUAGCCAGCGUGCUGCAGGGCAGGGGCCCAGGUGAGCCGUUCCGGGGGGAGGAGGCCCUCGGGAUUCACUCUCAGCACUUCGUCUCCAGACCGCCAGCCCUCCAAGGCGGCCAGCUGAACAACAACGUGGCAGCGAGCUCCAGCGUUGGCCCGCAGCACCCCUACCCGGCGCUCAGCCAGCUGGCUCAGGCCUACGAACAGCAGCAGCAGCAGCAGAACGCCGACCUGAACAAGUACGCCUCCCUGAAGGCCGUAGCUGCCAAGUACAACGGAGAAAUCUACAACAAGCGGCGGCUGAUGGUGGAGCUCCCGACGAAAGGCGGCCUUCCUCUCCAACCGAUGGGAAACUCUCGGAGCGCCAUGGGCAACCUGUCGAUGACGCAGCCGAUGGCCACCAACACCAUGUCGUCAAACCCCCUCACCUCUAACUCCUUGAACCCCUCCAUGACGCAGAUGGUUUCAAUGGCCCCAAUGGCUUCAAUGGCCCCAAUGGCUUCAAUGACAGCAAUGACAUCCAUGCCGCAGAUGACCUCACUCUCCCCAAUGCCCUCCAUAACCCCCAUGACCUCUUUAGGUCCACUGACUCCAGAGCCUGUGGCCACCUACGUGACGGAGAUGCCCAGCAUCUCGUCCGUCUCCACCCUGCCGUCGGAGCGGCACAUUGCGGGCGGCAGCGGCGGACUCAAGCCCAACGGCCAAAAGCCCAAAGGCGGCCACGCGACCCACAGCUCCUACAGCUCCUACAGCUCCCACACGCACACCCACACCCACACCCACAGUAGCAAGGCGCCAGGACUCGGGGCUUCUUCCCUGGCGCACAUGGUGGGGACGAUGCCAGGCGGCAUGUCCAGGGCCGUGGAGACCGCCUUUGGCUCGAGCUCGGCCACCAUGGGCCGGCCGUUCACCUACAGCUCCAACACCAUCGCUGGGCACGCGGCGGGCUUUGGCAUAAAGGGCUGGGAUGGGACGGAGACGGUGGGCAGGAGGAAGAGCUACGGGCACAAGAGGCCCCAGUGCACGGUGCUGGAGCCCAACCAGCUGCACGGCACGCGGGGCCAGAGCCACAGCCAGCACUUCCUGCCCACGCAGCCCUACUUUGUGACCAACAGCAAGACAGAGGUGACUGUGUGAGAGCGAGAGGAGACGCGAAUAAUCUCUGGUUGGAGACGCCGCCUCCUGGGGAGAUCCGGAGGAGGCGGAGCUUCGUAGUCUGAGUGAACGUUGCCUUGAAGUCAGAGCCAACCAAUCAGAUCACGCUUCAGACGUUGACAACAGACAGUACGUACCCGAGGCCAUGUUUGUACAUUUGUGCCGAUGUUCGAGUUGUCUCCUUCUCUGUGACGAUGUCCAAUGUUAGAGAGUCAGAAACCAAACCUGAUAGCAAUAUCGCAGAUGAAGAGCAAUGUCAUGGUAACGGAGAAAAACCAAGUUAUUACCCAGAAGCCUUUAGGAGAGACUUCCUCAACGAAACACCAAACGGUCUGGAGGAAGAAACGUUCGCUCAUGAUUUACAACCGUUUCUCCUGAGAGCUUUGAAGCAGACGCACACAGAGGUGAUGAUAGUGAUGAUGAUGAUGAUGAUGAUGAUGAUGGUGAUGAUGAUGAUGAUGAUGGGCUUCAGAUUUGAGGUAGACGCAGCAAAAACAGUAAAUUUCAAACGGUUUUUAAAUCUGAUUGGAUCCCAAAGAUUCAAUCUGAGAUUAAAUCCUCUUAAUCCCUGAGAUCCUUCAAUUUUAAUAAUCUGGCAGCUAUUUUAAUACAAUAACUAAACAACUAAACAGGAUGAAUGUUUUCAACCAUAAUGACCUAGUCAAAGUUUACUUAUGGAGAAACGUUAAAAACAACCGAAGCUGACCAACCGUGGUUAACGAAGACAGAAAAUCAAACAAAAACGGACGAAAAGUAUAAAAUACAGAAUCUGAGCAGAAUAAAAAAAUCGAGUUUAAAGUGAAGCUUCUCGCCUGAAACAUUUUAAACCAGGGACCAAACAUAAAUUUAAACCUUAAAUUGCUUCAAAGAUUCAUUUUCAGACGGCUGGGCUCAUUUUGUGCAAUUUAAUGCAAAAACUAUAAAAUAUUUUUAAAGAAUUGUUCUAACCUUUCUAAACCUCUUAUUUUUCUAUCAGAUCAUUCUCUGAACUCCAGUUUUACCCACAGAAAGAGAGAAAAACCAUCUGGAAGAAUCUAUGUGGGUUAAAUGACUCAAAUAUAAAAAUAAACCCGUGAGUGUGACAAAUAGGCCAAAUCUUCGAAGGGCUUCUUCAAGCCUGUUUGCAUGUUUCCAGCUCCAGCUCUCCCAUCCGGAACGUUUCCGUCUCCGUGGCUAAAGCAGAAGAAAAGUUCAGGUGAGAAGGCAGAAGCACAACCAGCUGCUGGAGAGACAGCAGCGCCGUUCAGGUGGGAGGAAGCAAACAGAGGCGCUAAAAUCUCCUUUUAGACAUGGAGGAAGUCAGAGCAUGUGACAAUCUGCUGAGCAGAAAACCUGUUAAAGUCUAACGUUACUGCCAGCGCCGCGCCGCACCAAUCAGCGCUGCAGAGGAUCACCUGACACUGAGGCAGGAUGUUUCUGACUAACACUGUGCAACACGCUGCUCCUUCCAGGGUCACAUGACCAACACCUGGGGCCCGACGGGACUAAACCACAUGGGGCCCUACCGACGGCCCCCAGCAGGAUUAAAACAGGACGUCACUUUACAAAGAACACGUUUUCACAUGUUGCUCACCACGACGCAGAUAAUCUGUGAAAAGAUCGAUCUCCUACAUUUCAUCCCUGAGCUGCUACUGCCUUCUGAAGAAACGCACCAAAAACCAAUCAGAGCCAGGAGGAGGGGCUUAGCGCUGUCAAUCAUCCCCAUGUAUUUGCUGCUAAAUGUGCUAGUAGAGGAGAAACAACUCACUGUUACAGAAAAGCUGUUCAUCUUCUGUCAUCUGUGGCUAUGCUAACUAGCAUUAGCAUUCACAACAUUCAUGACGUGUAAAUGGCCAUGAUUGACAGCGCUAAGACCCGCCCACUGAAUCUGACUGGUUGUUUCUGGUUAGCACUGGGAGGCAGAGGAGAUGGAUUAUUCCACAGAUUGUCUCAGAUUAAGCUCACAACGUUUCAACAAAUAUAAAAACAUUUUAUAAAAGUUACGUCACUUUAAAACGCGUCACGACUGCAGAACGAAAACCAGAUUCACAUUGAGUGGAACCAGAGAGGGUCUGGUCUGCCCCUGGCAGCGGGGCUUUUAUGUUUGCCCCUGGCAGCGGGGCUUUUAUGUUUGCCCCUGGCAGCGGGGCUUUUAUGUUUGCCCCUGGCAGCGGGGCUUUUAUGUUUGCCCCUGGCAGCAGGCAGGCAGAGAGUCGGCGCCGUUUCUGCUCCUGUGUCCAGGACAGACUGAAGCUCCAGACGUCGGCCAUUUGUAACUCGGCCCUUUCUCUCUUCUGAUCCGUUUCUAUUCAUCUUUUCUCCUUUUAUACAGAGAAAUCUGAGAAACUACCUGAGAAAUGUUGUGAGCUAAAAUAGUGUAAUUUUAUUUCACUUUUGUACAACUUCCUGUCCCUUUGAACACGAUGUGGCCUUUGCUUCGGCGGCGGUGACAGAAUCCAUCUUUAAUAUCCACUUACUGAGAAAAUCCAAACAAUCAAAACUAAAUGAAUCCAAUUCAGAUCAAACUGAGAGAAAUUCAGAUUUAACUCCGGACUGGCUGAGAUUCUCCAAACGUUCAUUCAGGUGAAGCUACUGCAGGAAUCUGGUGUCA
This is a messenger RNA of Xiphophorus maculatus (southern platyfish), 4622 nucleotides long. RefSeq names its product shisa family member 9 (gene shisa9a). Gene Ontology annotation, biological process: regulation of AMPA receptor activity; regulation of short-term neuronal synaptic plasticity. The transcript has 4 exons. The record is from RefSeq and is a predicted model, not a curated record. Lineage: Eukaryota; Metazoa; Chordata; Actinopteri; Cyprinodontiformes; Poeciliidae. Gene Ontology annotation, cellular component: AMPA glutamate receptor complex; postsynaptic density; postsynaptic membrane. The coding region runs from base 365 to 2014 and encodes 549 amino acids.